Molecule: messenger RNA, 1545 nt
Organism: Fomitopsis serialis
Lineage: Eukaryota; Fungi; Basidiomycota; Agaricomycetes; Polyporales; Fomitopsidaceae
Product: D-isomer specific 2-hydroxyacid dehydrogenase
Exons: 6
Coding region: 165-1280 (371 amino acids)
Cellular component (GO): cytosol
Molecular function (GO): hydroxypyruvate reductase [NAD(P)H] activity; glyoxylate reductase (NADPH) activity; NAD binding
Source: RefSeq, a predicted model, not a curated record
UGUUGCCAAACGCCCGCGUCAGUGACCCAUGGAGGAUCCGCGGACGUUGCAAAGCCAUGGCCAGUGUCUAUGGGGUCGUUAUCAUUCCGAGUCCCAGUCGCCGAUAAUCACGGCACUCCGGCGGACACCACUAGAAUAUAGACUCACGGCGCGGAUAGUCAGGCAUGAUGUUUCUGACCCGACCUUUCAGUGACUCGUUUCGGUGCGCAAGUCGAGGAUUCAGAAGUGCAACGGUCGUCACCUCUCCAACAAGAAGUCAGCCCACAACUGCUGCCAAGAUGCUACCUCGACUGGUUUUAUGCGAUCCCGUUGCAUACAAGGAUGAGUGCAAAGCGAUGUUUGAAGGCGUUGCGGAAGUUCUGCAAUUAGACCAGCCUGCAAAUCGUGACGACUUCAUUCGCUCCCUUCACCCUGGAGGCCAGCUGGAAGGCGCGAUCGGGCUCUUCGAACGUAAUCAGUCCAUCGGACGCAUUGGCCGCUUCGACGAGGAGCUGAUCAGCAGGCUUCCUCCCACUAUCAAGUGGAUCGCGCACUUGGGUGCGGGCUACGACAAAGUUGACGUCGUCGCUUGCAAGGAGCGUGGCAUUGGUGUCUCAAACACCCCCGGAGCUGUCGACGACGCGACAGCGACCACCGCGCUCUACCUGCUGAUAUCUGCACUGCGAGGCUUCUCCGCGGCUGAACGGAGCUUGCGCGCAGGAAACUGGAAGACAUCCCAUUCUGCUGCAGCCGCGCACGACCUCACCAGGCGUACCGUCGCCAUCCUCGGCUUAGGCGGUAUUGGGCUUCGUUUUGCCGAACUAGUUCAUGCGUUCCCAAUGCGUGUCCUCUACCAUAACCGGCGAAAGGUCACGACCGCACCGGAGUGGUGCGAGUACUAUGACAAGGAACAUUUCGACGAUAUGCUCGCGCAGGCAGACGUGCUCAGCGUCCAUGUGCCGUUCACGGAGGAGACGCGGAACAUUGUCGACGAUAGAAUGAUUCGCAAGCUGAAGAAGGGCGCUGUGAUCAUCAACACAGCACGCGGCCAGGUCAUCGAGGAAGAGGCCAUGAUGCAGGCUCUCAAGGACGGUCACCUAUCUGCCGUUGGUCUUGAUGUCUUCUACAACGAGCCGAACAUUGACCCGCGUUGGUACGAUAUACCCAACGCGGUUCUGCUUCCCCACGUAGGGACAGCUACUGCAGACAGCGUCAAGAAGAUGGAAUUACGCGCUCUCGGGAAUUUGCGUGAUUUCGUCCUUGUGGGGAAAGGAACAGACCUCGUACCGGAGCUGAGGUAGUUUACGGGCGAGGAGGCCGGGUCGACGGAGCUGGUGCGAUGCACUGUGAAUAUUGUGAAUAUCAUGAUAUGGAAUACAGAGUCUUGAGUCUCAGUUGACGGAUCCAAGGUCGUUGUCAUUCACGUAUUGCUGAUUCGAUGAGCAUGGUUUAUUCCUGUGGCACUGAGCCCAAAAUUUGCUUAUAGGAACCGGGAGUAGGAAGACCUGCUGAGUACUGGGUGGUAAUACUGUCGGACAUCCCGUCCAACCUCUCCAUGAACGUUUG